AACAAGGAAGAGAGUCCCGAGCAGGACGGAGGGGACGCGUGUCCGGUGACAGCGGGAGGUUGGAGUCAGCAUGGCGGAGCCCGGAGAAGGGGAAAAGGUAGAGCCGGCAUCCGAAGCGCUGUUGCUCAUGGCCAGCGGUGAUGGGGAAGAGGAUGCAGAGGAGAUCGUGGAGGUGGUGGAUCUCGAGCCGUCUGGACCGGAUGAUCUGGCUGAUGAAAUAGAAGAUGUGGAUUUAGAAGAAGACUCUGCUUGGGAGGAAGAUGAGGGGGUGGAAGAAGGCAUGGAGGCUCAGGAUGACAGUGAGGUCACAUUCUCUAAGCAUACAGCUUCAGUUUUCUGUGUCAGUCUUGACCCAAAGACCAACACUCUUGCUGUGACAGGUGGUGAAGAUGACAGGGCCUUUGUGUGGCAUGUCAGUGAUGGCGAGCUCCUUUUUGAGUGUACAGGUCACAAAGAUUCUGUCACUUGUGUUGGUUUUAGUUAUGACUCCACUUUCGUGGCCACGGGUGACAUGGGUGGACUCAUUAAAGUCUGGCGAGUUGAUGCCAAAGAAGAGAUUUGGUCUUUCGAAGUGGGUGACUUGGAGUGGACAGAAUGGCACCCCCAGUCCCAUGUCCUUCUGGCUGGCACAGCUGAUGGCAACUGCUGGAUGUGGAAGAUCCCUAGUGGAGAAUGCAAAACCUUUCAAGGGCCAAAUUGUCCGGCUACAUGUGGCCAUGUCCUCCCUGAUGGGAGAAGGGUUGUUGUCGGCUAUGAAGAUGGAACAGUGCGCAUUUGGGACCUGAAGCAGGGCAACUCACUGCAUGUUCUGAAAGGAAAUGAGGGGCACCAGGGCCCUCUAACGUGUGUGGCCAGCCAGAAGGAUGGCAGUCUAAUCCUGACAGGUUCUGUUGACUGCCAUGCCAAGCUGAUAAAUGCUGCAACUGGAAAGGUGGUGUCUGUGUUCAAGGCAGAGAGCAACCCGGGAGCUGAGGAGGAGGCAGAAUCCAACUCAGUGGAGUCCCUGGGUUUCUGCAAUGUGAUGCCACUGGCAGCUCUCGGCUAUUUGGAUGGGACCUUGGCUAUUUAUGACCUUGCCACGCAGACUCUGAGGCAUAAGUGCCAGCAUGAGUCGGGUAUUGUGCAGCUCCUUUGGGAAGAAAGUUCCCCCGUGGUCUACACUUGCAGUCUGGACGGGGCUGUGAGGCUCUGGGAUGCCCGGUCAGGAAAGCUCAUUAGUGAAUACAGAGGCCACUCGGCUGAAAUUUUAGACUUUGCUUUGAACAAAGAUGCUUCGCUUGUAAUUACUACUUCUGGUGAUCACCAGGCCAAGGUGUUUUGUGUGCAACAACCUGACCGCUAGCAUUUAGGUGACUGGGCACUGCAAGGGGAGUGUGCCAUGUGACUGACGACAGACAUACUCAUGAGACUUUGGCAGAGUGGAUGGGGUUAGCUGCAGUGAGGCAACUAAACAUUUCAGAAUCAUCCUUAUUUUGAAAAGAAAGCUUUGCCCCCUCUAUCCCCAACUGAUUGCUGGGGUUUUCUACAAAAGGCUUUUAAGUAUUUAAAUCCCUGGUGCUUCGCACGCAAAGCUAUGAGAAAACACAAGUGGGUGGGGCUUGGAUCAGGAUCUGGGCAGUGGUAGGCACUGAAGUGAUGUAUCUCAGAGGAACCUCCAUACUUCUCCCAGUUUCAAAGAGAUCUCCUCUCACAUAAUUUUUGAAGAUACAUACAUGGAGAUCAGAGGUAUCACCUUCUAUGUUCUUCCCCUUAAGAUGGGGCAAAUGGACUGUUACACAGCCUCUGAAAUGACAGUAAGGCUCAUCCUUCCCUUUUCAUUUUGAGCUUGUGCUUCCCCUUCCAGCGAAUCAUGUGGAUUUGUUCAGAGCCAAUCAAAUGAUGUUCCUGAGGCUUUGGAACUCUAGUGGAAACUGAGCAGGUCAUCCUGGACUUGAAUACAUGGACCUCUCAGUGACAAUAACAAGACAGCUUGUUGUUACAUCUCUAGAUGUUAGGACAAAAUAAAAAAGAAGACUGUCAUCUUGAAGGGCUUGUUUGAAUUUGUGGCUUGCUAGACCAUGGUUGCACCGACUAGAUAGCUAGUUCGUGUGGUAACCAAAGACCAGCCUAUUGUCCUGAAACGGGCAAGAGGGAAAAACAUAAAGAUGUUGCAUUGUCUCAUACCAGAAAUAUAACAGUAAGGAGUGUAUCAAGUGGAACCAUGCAGCCAUUCAUUUUGCCUGAAAAUCUUUUAGGAUAGUUGGGUAAAGAUACCUGAACAAUGGUGUGGGGUCUGGGGUGUCAUGUUUCAGAUAGGUGCUCAUUGCUAGGUAAUGUAAACUCAAAUUAUAACCAAGUACUGUGUUUUCCUUGAUGUUCAGAGAAAUUUAACUCCAGUCCGAAAGAGAAGCUAAAGAGGCUAACAAUAUAAAAGCAAUUCUACAAUGUGCUUCGGGUGGUAGGGGUGGUAAGGAACUACUGCAAGAUGCAAGGUUGAUAUUUAAGAGCCUACUCAGCUAGAAAAGCGAAAGCUAGAGUGAAACUUCUUAGCUGUGGGUGAUCAGGGUUUGCUACCAAACAAGUUAGUUAGAUGUAGUCUGGAAAGUAGUGCUGUUGUCCAAUGCCUUCAUUUUCUCAAUGACUUUGCUUUUUUUUAGGCAACUCCAACUAUGCUACCUGUUGGAUUUGCAGGAGUGGUCCAGUACAGCUCAUUGCCCAGAUUACUUUUACUACAGUCUCACUAGGGAGCCCUUGCAGUAUCAGACUUUUGGCUGGUAGGGCUUAGAAGGUAGUUUAUUUAUAACAGCGUCCUUGCUGCUGCAUGGAUGUCUUGUUUUCCAUCAGGUGGAGCCCAAUAUUUCCAAUUCUGGCUUGCCCUGCAAUCUGUAGUGGGUUGUGCUUAAGAGGAUUUUUGAUCUCAUCUGAUAUAAUCAUCCUUUGGAUUCUGCUUUCAGACUUCACCUACUGCUUUCAAAUGCUAUCGUUGACUGGAAAACAGAAAUAUGUAUAUCCCCCAAACAGUGUACCAAUUAAUAUCACAAUGUGUUGGGUUAACCAGAAUUUCUCAAUAGAGACUAUCCUUAAAAUACUUAUCCUUUCUAAGCUGUUGUGGAACCAACAAAAGGCACUUUCCCCAACACUGAUCAUUGGAUUGAUUACUGUUUUGGUUUUUUUUUACAUAAUCUGACCAUAUAAAGCCCUUAAUGAAACUGUCCUAUGAGAUUUUCUGAUCUUUUGACAUUCUUUUCCUUUGCAUGAAUAAGAUUCAGUUCAUAGUAUGAAGAAAUCAACAGGUUCAAUAUUCUUA
Molecule: messenger RNA, 3286 nt
Organism: Protobothrops mucrosquamatus (brown spotted pit viper)
Lineage: Eukaryota; Metazoa; Chordata; Lepidosauria; Squamata; Viperidae
Gene: AAMP
Product: angio associated migratory cell protein
Exons: 11
Coding region: 71-1342 (423 amino acids)
Cellular component (GO): cytosol
Molecular function (GO): protein binding
Source: RefSeq, a predicted model, not a curated record